GAAACAGAACAGGAAUGGCUAAAAGCUAACCUUGUAGGAAAAAUGGUCAUUUGAUGUGUCAGUAUUAGCUGUGUUGUAACCUAUGUAAACAUAGUUUGUAAGCCAAUUAUCAGAGGUGGAAACGUUAAGUACAUUUCCUCAAGUGUUGUACUUACUGUGCCUGUUCCAGUGUCGGCUCUGUAGCUGCUGUGAAAGUGAUGCUGUAAUGAGGUACAGAGGAGCUCAGAUGUGUCUGUGGGCUCAUGGCUCAUGCUGUCUGUCUCGAUUUUCCCUACCUGGAUCUUUGUCUGGCAGAAUUACUCUGAUCCGAACCCACACUACUCACCGUAAGCCUGUCCCCUUCCCACCCACUAACCCUGCACCUCCUGAUGGAAAGGGUGGAGCUGAAGUGGUGAAGGAACGUGCUGUGGCUGCCUUACAGUAUGCAGGUGGGUUGGGGCGGCAGUGGGGUCAGAAAUCAGCUCAAACGGCCACUGCCACAGUCAACUACUGGUGGGAGAGGUAUGAGGAGUUUGUCGGGCUCAACGAGGUCCGCAAGGCUCAGACCAAGGUCACUGAGGCUGAGGCAGCAUUCAUGGUGGCCAGAGGGAUAGUGCGUGAGGCUCAUGCCAGCCUGGAAGCCCUUCGGGGCAGGCUGAAGGAGGUCCGAGACCGGCUGGACAGAGUGUCCAGGGAGGAGGCCCACUACCUGGAGUUGGCGACGCUGGAGCACAAACUGCUGCAGGAGGAGCGUCGUCUCCGCACAGCAUAUGAGAAUGCAGAGGGUUCAGAGAGAGAGAAGUUUGCCUUGUUUUCAGCAGCUGUCAGGGAGAGCCAUGAGAAGGAGAGGGCGAGAGCUGAACGCACCAAGAACUGGUCUAUCAUCGGCUCAGUGCUCGGAGCCCUGAUUGGAGUCAUGGGAUCAACACAUAUCAACCGUGUCCGCCUGCAGGAGCUAAAGAGUCUACUGCUGGAGGCCCAGAAAGGCCCAGAGAGCCUGCAGGAAGCCCUCAUAGUCCAGGCUGGGAACCAUCGCUCCCAGCAGGAUGAGCUCCGAACACUCAUCGACAGCCUCAGGUUCACUCUGAGCGAUGUCUUCACACAGAGGGGUGGCACUCUUCAGGACAAGGGAGGUCCAACCGCAGACUCACUCACUGUGCCUCUUUCAGCCUUAAAAGACCUCCACAUCAGCCGACAAAAGACUGAGUCCCUCCUGGAGUCCCUCCCGCCACAACUGGGACAGCUGGAGCAAGGACUCGGUAGAGUUGAGAGUGGAUUGUUGAUGGUUAGGAGGCUGCUGAAAACCAGACCGAAGGCUGGAACACAGACUGGUCAGCUGGAGUCAGCAAAACCAGAAGGAGGAGACUGGGAAUCUGAGGUGGUGGUGAGGCAUCUGGAGGAGAGCCAGAGGACAGUGGGAGAACAAAUCAGGGCGAAUACACUUUAUAAUGCUGUAUUUACCUACACUGCAACCGCCCUCACUAUCUGUGCUGUCUACCUGCUGCUCAGAGGAACUGCUUAGACAUGAUACCUCUGGUCUGAUUCUGUUCACAUGCACUGUGUAAUGCUGUCAGUCACUGGGAGUUAUAAUCUAAAUUAAUUAUGUCAGAACACAACACCAGAGAAAACUAAACUUUUAGCUUUGUUCUCUGAAAGAAUUGGAUUCAUUUUUGGAAGAGUGAACAACCAAAUCAGCACCUGUGACAGUCAAAACAAUUCAGUUCUGGAUAGUGUUGAGAUCAUUUAGCUUGUUUAUUUCAGUGAAACCUGAUGAUGCAAGUGAUGGGUAUGCAGUAUGUGACCAAAUUAGUUCAGUGAGUUUUGAACCUUGGUGACUUGAUUCAGCCUUGUAAUCAUCAGCCCUGACAGCAAGUGGACCAGUUUAACCUCAGAGGGACCACAUCUGUUCACUCCCCACAUCUGGGAUUCAUUUCUAGCCUGUUCUGAGCUAAAGCAACUAACUACUUCAGCAGCAGAUGCACUGCCAGAUGUGUAAGAAGAAUCAACAUGUUUAGAUUUGGCUCAUUGUUGUCACCAGAUAACUGAGAUGAGAAAACUUUGUUUCACAGAUCAUGAAAUUGUCAAACACUCAUCUAUUUAAUAAACAAUUA
Messenger RNA from Monopterus albus (swamp eel), 2090 nucleotides. It is a transcript of the gene ccdc51, whose product is annotated as coiled-coil domain containing 51. Bases 206 to 1501 code for a protein of 431 amino acids. NCBI's taxonomy places the organism in Eukaryota, Metazoa, Chordata, Actinopteri, Synbranchiformes, Synbranchidae. The record is from RefSeq and is a predicted model, not a curated record. The transcript has 7 exons.